AUGAUGAAAUUCAGCAGCUUUGAUUUCGACGACAAACAAAAAAGAUGGAUUGUGAUUGGAAUCACAUUAAACAGGCUUCUGUUACCGGUUCUCCGUGACUUUGCUGGUAAGGAACUUUUUAAACACUACACGUCAUUGAAGAGCGCCUAUGGAGUAGAUGCACAGGGUUACUCCACUCACAUGAAGAAAGAUGGAUCAUUUGAUUUAAACUAUGGCAGCAUUAACAACAAUUGGGGAACAUUCAAGAGAAAGGUGCUUCUGUAUGAUUACAAAGUGACGUCGGCUGAGGAUCUGGCCAAACUUUAUCUUGAACCACACAUGGCCAAGUUUACAGGUUUUGAUGGCACAUGCGACUUGUCAGCAGUAUUGGGAAUGCUGGCCAAUUCAUCCGUGUUUCACACUCGCAUCCAAGCAAAUGCUAGGGAUGUACGUUCCAAAGUAAGAAAUGAGUGGGGACACUGUAACUUUGAUCACUGGAAUGAACCAGACUUCAGCUACAGUUUCCAACUCAUGGAGACAUUGAUUCGUUCUUUGGGCCUUCCAAGAGCCGAUGAAGACCAAGUAUGUGAUGAACUUCAGGAGUGGGAAACCAAGGUCAGCAUUGAGGUAACCAACUUAGCACAAAACUUAGAGGCCAUUAAGAAAUCCAAUGCUGAUGAAGCCAAGAGGAUAGGAGAAGCUCUUCAAGACGCCACAGAUGAAAUAACCAAGUUUGAUAAACGUAUAGCGGGCAUAGAAAGGCGACUGACAGAAGAGCAUCAGGCGCAAACAGACAAGAACAAAGAAUUCUCAUCAGCAAUUGAAGAUAUUUCUAACAACAUAACUAUAAUACAGGGACACCAAGAUACAAAUAAACGAAACAUCUCCUUGUUAGAAGAAAGGCAUAAUGAGCUAGAAUCAGCUGCAACCUCUUUAAAAGAAGGACAGGGUGCACUUACCUCAAAGGUGGAGGCUUUAGAGUUUGGACAAACUCAGUUAGAUUCUCGGCUGAAAAAGUUAGAAGAAGGUAGUGCCAUUGCCACUGUCAAUGCUGAAAUUUUGCAUCUGCCAAGUCGCAAUCAUUGCUUUUGUGGUCGCAAAGGUGAGCUACAAACAAUCGCUGCGCUAUUGAAAAAUAUUGUGCGAGGUUGUUCAGAAUCAGCUAUUUGCGGUCUUGGAGGUGUAGGAAAAACAGCUCUUGCGGUCGAGUAUCUCUGGCGACAGAAAGACAAGUAGGAAUAUCCCGGUGGUAUUUUCUGGAUUUCGGGCGAAAACAACAACCUUUUCCAGCUGUCUGUCAGCGAGAUGGCACGUCAAGUUGGAACUUUUGAUGACAAAGACUUCUCCAAUUCGCUGUCAAGAACCUUGGACUGGUUGAGAAAGCGUGAACAGCUGUGGUGUCUAGUGGUUGACAAUCUGGAUGAGUUAGAAAUGUCCAUGGAUAUGCAGAAGUUGCUUACUGGUCACUGGAAACAAGCCGCCCGUGGUCAUAUCAUCAUAACUACAAGAAGAGAAGCAACGGAAAUCGGAGAAGAAACAGGAAUCGAAGAAAGCUCUUGUAUUGAGUUGAAAUGCUUCACAGAGAAGGAGGGAGUUCAAUUUUUAAAAUCAAGAAGUGGAACAGUCGGAGAAGACAGUGAUUUCCGCGAGCUGGUUAAAGAGCUUGGUGGACUGCCUUUAGCUCUUGAUCAAGCUGCUGCUUAUAUCCGGUCCCUUCGCCGGCCUAUCAAAGAAUAUCUGAAGAAGUAUAAGAAACAAAAGAUGCUUCUCUUGAAGAAGAAGAAGGCUCGUAAUCUGGUGGAAGAAGCACUGAAUCUUUACACGAGAGCUAUUGCUUUGUGGCUGAAUGACCACAAGCUGCUUUGUAACAAGGCCCUCUGCCAUUUGAAACUUGGAGAACCAAGAAAUGCUCUGGAAGAUUGUCAGAAGUGCCUUAUUCUAAAACCUGAUUACAGCAAAGCCCUUCAACGAAAAGCUUGGGCUCUGCAAGAACUUGUUGAAGGUGGAAAUAGUGAGCUUGAAGGGCAGAAACGUGCAGCAAUAGCAGUGGCCCUUUACUUCGAUCCCAGUCUUCGCGAAGAUAAAAAGUUUCGUUACUGGUGUCCCGACGUACCAGGGCUUCGCUUCAGAGAGAUAAACAAUGAAACUGAGCUGACGUCUGCUUUGAAGACGACUAAUGGAGACGAAACCUUGCUGUUGCAUGAAGGAGAGUACCAUUUGACUUCCUUUAAAACAUUAAGGGACUUUCAGAUUGUAGGUCUUGGACCCAAGAUUUACUUGAACUGUGCUAAGAUGUGCGCAAUUGUUAACGCCAAAUGUUAUUUUGAAAAUAUUGUGUUUCCUGUGGGGAACGCUGUUCUCGGCUGCCUCGGAAACAAUGGAGCUGUACACCUAAAUCAGUGUGAGGUUUCAGGAGGAGGGAAAAGUUGUGCGGACAUACCAGACUGCAACGGAGGACCAGGCUGUGUGGCGCCAUCUUUGGGGAAGCCUGCUUGUGAUCGGACAGGAAAUUUUGGUAAUUUUAAACCGGAGUCGGGCAUACCCGGCUCUCCGGGAGUCGGGAUUUCAGAAGGGGCUUCUGGAUUGAUUGAAAAUUGUGUGAUUUGCCAUUGUGGAGGCGGAGGUGCUAUUGUGGCUGGAAAAGGUUCUGAAUUACUGGUAAAAAACUGUGAGGUGUACAAGAACCACUUAGCUGGAUUAGAGGCAAGAGAAGGAGGAGAACUUGACGCGCUCGGAAACAAAGUAUUCGGCAACGGUUAUCACGGUAUUUUGAUUUGGAAACUCUCUGGGAAAUGUGACGUCGAUGGCAAUAAGAUUUUCGAAAAUGCAAAAGAAGGGAUCAUCGUUGGCAAUACAAAGGAAAAAAUUGCCCUACAUAACAACAGCAUCCAUCACAAUAGACCCUUUGGUAUUUCCCUUCAUAACAGUUCUCAAUUGUCUAUCAACAACAAUGAGAUUUUUGAGAAUGGAUUCUGGGGAAUCCUCGCUAAGGGGCGUACAUCGGCACACAUAGCAGGAAACGAACUCAUUGGUAACAAAUGUGGUGGAAUUUUUAUUGGUGUCAAUUAUUCUGGCAGGGUUAUUCUGAAGGAAAAUACUGUCAGAGAUCACAGUGGCCCUUGGCUUGAGAAUGAAUUCAAAAAGGGUAGCCCGAGAAUGGAUUACAGUUUACUUGACGACAAUGAGAUUGAUGCUCUGGGUUUUGACCUUCCGGAGGGUGAAAAGCAUUACUAUUCGACGCCUCCCAUUUUGGCAGAAAAUAAACAUUUUAACAACGAGGAAGGCUUGCAUCACCCCAGAGAGGUGGCUGAACGACUUUCCAGCGGCUGCACUUAUUGUCGUCGCCGAGAAGACAAAAAAGUGCGGUUUUUGAAGUGCCCAGGAUGUCUCAUUGCGUCCUACUGCAGUAACGAAUGCCGCCGCAACCACCGAGUUAAACAUGAGACACUAUGUUUGGCUCUUAAAGCUCGUUAUGCUGUGGACGUUGACUGUGUUCACCUAGCUGAGCGAGGAUUUUUAGCGAGGCUGCGGGUGUUUGGCUCUCACUUAGUGGGAAUUGGAGAGGGUCCAAAACCAGAACCUAACAGGGAGUUCAUCGUCAAAAUUCAAACACAAACUCUCAACAGCCACCCACUGCAGUUGCUGACGCUUUACGACCAAAGUGUUACGAUAGAUUGUGUGAUACAAAGUCCAGAAAUCUUCAACGUGAUAAUGGACUGUGGCGUUCUUGGAGGGUUAAACAAGUUUACAAGCAAGAAAUGUUUUUUCUGGGCCAUGUUUACUGAGUCAGGAGGAAAGCUGACAAUAUAUCUCGAUCACUUGGCUCCCUAUCAGAAAUGGUAGAGGUCCUAGAAUAGUUUAGAUGUCAAAGUUUCUCGCAGUACAUGAAAUACCCUUAAGAUUUUAAAUACUGCAUCUUUUUUUUUUUGAGGAGUCAAGCAGUCACCAAUAGUAGUCAUUUUGACCAAUACUCUUUCAACACACACGAGUCAGUAGCCUUAGCUUCAGGUUUUUUGGUACAAUUAAAUGCGUCAUUGUGUGAUUAAAAUCUUUUAUUACCUCACAAGAACUUCAAGAACACAACCAAGCGGCUGAGAUUAUGAAAAAUUAGUGUGCUAUAUAUAAUUCGUAUGACAACGAGCGCCCUGCGUAGCAGUUCAUUUCCGUUUCCGAACAAAGCGGCUGGUUGCGCGAUGAAGAAGGGAUCACAUAGUGCGUUUCAAGUUCGCAACUUGAAUUUUACAAUUUUGUCAUUUAGUUUAUCUCAACAAAACAUUGAACAGAUGUCGUUGUUUGACAGAUGUGAUUCUUAAGAAAUGAGUAACUAUGAACGCAUAGUACAUGAUAAGAAUUUAUUCCCCUAUUUUGCGGUGCAGUGUCGAAGUGGAAAGCUGGCCUUGUGUAAAAUACUUUCCAAUACAAUGUACUAAAGAAUUAAACUUCAACGGUCGGUGGUCAGUUAA
Stylophora pistillata is the source of this 4442-nucleotide messenger RNA. RefSeq lists its product as uncharacterized. The record is from RefSeq and is a predicted model, not a curated record. Gene Ontology annotation, molecular function: ADP binding; protein binding. NCBI's taxonomy places the organism in Eukaryota, Metazoa, Cnidaria, Anthozoa, Scleractinia, Pocilloporidae.